AUGAGUACUACUACUGCCGCUCGCAAAGCCAUUACUUCGGACUACGCUCGUUAUAGCGCCUUGGCAGAAAAGGCAUGUAAAUUCUUGUCAGCCUCUCCCGAUCCUUUCCACGCCGUCCACAAUUGCAUCUCGCAAUUGAAGCGAGAAGGUUUUGUUGGGCUCAGCGCCAAUGAGCCUCUGAUGGGCAAGCUAAAAGCUGGUGGCAAGUACUACUAUACAGUAGAACAUUCCACUCUAGUGGCCUUUUGCGUUGGUCCUGCGUUUGAAGCCUCCAAACCGUUUGGGUUUCAUUUGGUGGGAGGACACACGGAUUCGCCCAAUCUCAAGGUCAAGCCCCGUUCUCAAAAGUCGCAUCCUGCCAGUGGUACUAUUCAAUUGGGAGUGGAGUGUUAUGGAGGUGGUCUCUGGCAUACUUGGUUUGAUCGCGAUCUAUCCAUUAGUGGUCGAGUUAUGAUCAAAUCUCCGGAAUCGCCACUGGUCCAACAAAAGCUGGUCAAUUUGGAGGAUCCCAUUGCCCGAAUCUCCACUCUGGCCAUCCAUUUACAGUCAGCCGAAGAACGCAAGGGAUUCGCUGUCAAUAAGGAGAAUCAUACGGCGCCAGUCAUUGCCACUGACCGCAUCAUGAGCAAGGAAAACAAGGAUGCCGGUAACGUCUUGCAAGAAGGUGUUCAAGAACAAGUCUACGGAAGUGAAUGGAGAGAGGGACAAGAGCCUUUGCUAUUGGAAGCGAUUGCUUCUAAGCUACAAGUGCCAGUGGAACAUAUCAUUGAUUUUGAAUUGAAUCUGUAUGAUACCCAAGCUGCGCAGUUGGGAGGAAUGAAAAAGGAAUUCUUGUAUUCGGCACGUUUGGACAAUCUGGCCACGGUCUUUGCUUCCCUGGAGGCGAUUACACAGUAUUCAAAAGAGUUGCCUGCUGCCUCUAGCGAUAUUUCCAUGAUGGUGGCCUUUGAUCACGAAGAAGUUGGUUCGACAAGUGCCCAAGGAGCCGGAUCUCCCGUCAUGUUGGAUGCCAUCCAACGCAUCUCGUCGGCGCUGCAGGGUAGUACCACUUCGCCAGAUCUCUACAAUGCUUGCAUUCGCAAAUCGUUUGUUUUGUCGAUUGACCAGGCCCAUGCGAUUCAUCCUAAUUAUGCCAGCAAGCACGAGGCCAAGCACUCUCCCAAGCUUAAUGCGGGAGUGGUCAUCAAGACCAAUAGCAAUCAACGAUAUGCUACAAAUGGAUUGACAGGAUUUGUGGUUCGGGAAUUGGGGCGCCAGGCAGAUAUUCCAAUCCAAGAAUUUGUAGUGCGUAAUGACUGUCCCUGUGGCAGUACCAUUGGACCGACAAUUUCCUCCUUGACGGGUAUCCGAGUGGUGGAUGCUGGAAUGCCACAGCUUUCUAUGCAUUCUGUUCGCGAAGUCAUGGGAAUUGCAGAUCUCCAGAAUGGAAUCGAUUUGUUUCUUUCCUUCUUUAACAAUUUCCGAACACUGGAUGAUAACAUGAGCAAGGAAAUUGAGGGCACUACGGCCUAUGAUUAA
Messenger RNA from Cylindrotheca closterium, 1518 nucleotides. Lineage: Eukaryota; Bacillariophyta; Bacillariophyceae; Bacillariales; Bacillariaceae. The record is from the annotation of a GenBank genome assembly.